CCGUUUUGGCUCAAGUCGCGCGCUUCUGCGCCGGAGAGAGUCGGCUAUACCUGCCCGCCGCUGGCAGGAUGCUCCGGUCCCGCGCCACGCUGCCGGGGCUUGCGCUCACGGCCGCCGCGUGCCUGCUGGGUGCUCGCCUCGCCUUCGUGCCGGCGCCCGCCGCCCCAGCCGCCGCCCAGGCGGCGGCGCUGCGCGGGGUUGCCGCCGUGGCCGCUUCCGCUGCUACUUCGUUGCCCGCGCUGGCGGAGCCGGACGAGCUCGUGGACUACAAUUUUGCGGGCGAGUUCACGCCGUUCUUGAUCAUCGGGUACUUCACGCUCACCACCGCCCUCACGGGCUUCUCCUUCGUCUCGUACCUCGUACUGACGAAGCUCAAGAUCAUCUGA
This is a messenger RNA of Prorocentrum cordatum, 386 nucleotides long. The record is from the annotation of a GenBank genome assembly. Lineage: Eukaryota; Dinophyceae; Prorocentrales; Prorocentraceae.